Paramisgurnus dabryanus is the source of this 1594-nucleotide messenger RNA. It is a transcript of the gene gnat1, whose product is annotated as guanine nucleotide binding protein (G protein), alpha transducing activity polypeptide 1. Gene Ontology annotation, molecular function: GTPase activity; G-protein beta/gamma-subunit complex binding; G protein-coupled receptor binding. Gene Ontology annotation, cellular component: heterotrimeric G-protein complex; cytoplasm. The record is from RefSeq and is a predicted model, not a curated record. Gene Ontology annotation, biological process: adenylate cyclase-modulating G protein-coupled receptor signaling pathway; phototransduction, visible light; detection of light stimulus involved in visual perception. NCBI's taxonomy places the organism in Eukaryota, Metazoa, Chordata, Actinopteri, Cypriniformes, Cobitidae.
GGCACUUGGAGGCCUCUACGCAAGCAAGUGGUCUUCCAGAAGGACUUCUUAGCUCCACACAAGAGUCAGUAUGGGGGCCGGCGCGAGCGCCGAGGAGAAGCACUCCAGAGAGCUCGAGAAGAAACUGAAGGAAGAUGCAGAUAAAGAUGCCAGGACUGUCAAACUUCUGCUGCUAGGUGCUGGUGAAUCUGGAAAGAGCACAAUUGUCAAACAGAUGAAAAUUAUUCACCAAGAUGGUUACUCCCUUGAAGAAUCCUUGGAGUUCAUUGUUAUUAUCUACAGCAACACAAUGCAGUCCAUUUUGGCCAUUGUGAGGGCCAUGGGCACACUAAAUAUUUCAUAUGGAGAUGCAGCUGCACAGGAUGAUGCAAGGAAGCUGAUGCACUUAGCUGACACCAUUGAGGAAGGCACCAUGCCCAAAGAGUUAGCUGACAUCAUUUUAAGGUUGUGGAAGGACUCGGGCAUCCAGGCAUGCUUUGACAGAGCUUCAGAAUACCAGCUCAACGACUCCGCUGGAUACUAUCUGAAUGACCUGGAAAGGUUGAUCAAGCCUGGCUAUGUCCCUACUGAGCAGGACGUACUGCGAUCAAGAGUCAAGACCACCGGUAUCAUCGAGACCCAGUUCUCCUUUAAAGACCUCAACUUCAGGAUGUUUGAUGUGGGUGGUCAGCGUUCAGAGAGGAAGAAGUGGAUCCAUUGUUUUGAGGGUGUGACCUGUAUCAUCUUCAUUGCUGCUCUGAGUGCAUACGACAUGGUGCUGGUGGAAGACGAUGAAGUGAACCGAAUGCAUGAGAGUCUCCACCUGUUCAACAGUAUUUGUAACCAUCGCUACUUCGCCACCACAUCCAUCGUGCUUUUCCUCAACAAGAAGGAUGUUUUCGUGGAAAAAAUCAAGAAAGCUCACCUGAGCAUGUGCUUCCCUGAUUAUGAUGGUCCCAACACCUUUGAAGAUGCCGGUAACUACAUCAAGGUGCAGUUUUUAGAUCUGAACCUGAGACGGGACAUCAAAGAAAUUUACUCCCACAUGACCUGCGCCACAGACACAGAGAACGUCAAGUUUGUGUUUGAUGCCGUAACGGACAUUAUCAUCAAGGAAAAUCUCAAGGACUGCGGUCUCUUUUAAAGAGGAGUGGCUUCUUGAUUCUUCAACAACAUUCAACAAUGACACGCUGUCCCUUGCCCCAAGUAGCCUAUUGUCGAACAUGUAUACAGGAAUUGUCGAACAUGCAAACACGGGAACAGAAAUGAUUAUAUCUAAGGAAGGAAACCUUGUUGUUGAGACUUGCAUUUGAUUAAAUAGACACCUAACUAAGCCCAAUACAUAUUCUUACACUGUAAAAAAAAGUGCAGCAUAUUUGUCAAAUUAACAUAUAUUUUGAUGUUACUUUAACUUAAAAAAUUAAGUUGAACAAAAAAAGUUAAAAUUUAAAAUAGUACAAUGAAUUGACUUGCAAAACCAAAUUAUUUUAACUUUGUGCUGCAUAUUUGUACAAUUAUUAAUUUACCUCAUUACAAUCAAGCAGCAUCGCCCACUGUGAGGAACUGAAUUUAGUAAAACUGACAUGUGUGUCUGGCUCAGAUUUUGCUUUUUCAC